CGGACCGUGGAAUCGCCGCAUACUCACCCACCGGUCAAGUAAUUUCAUGAAAAGGAGAAACUGUUCGGUCUUACUUUUCGAUUAAGUGUUUUGUAAUCAAGGGAGAAGCAUUCCAUUCACAAGCAGUCGAAUGAGAGUCAUAUUUGCCCUUGGCAACUGAAGAUGAUGUUACUAUGGAAACAACUUGUGCUGCUAUCAAUCUUCGGCUGCCUUGCAGCUCUGGCAGAAGAUGGAGCUUUUCAAGGGCCCAUCUGGAGGCUGGAGCCCGCUGACCUGAUCCUGCCCAUCAGCUCCCCCGAGCAGGAGGCCACGCUGCCGUGCCAGGCCGACGGGAACCCCACGCCACAGUACAGAUGGUCUCUAAACGGAACGCUCAUUGAUCUCAGGAGUGACUACCGGCGUCGCUUGUCUGGGGGCAGCCUAAUCAUUAGCAGUCUGGACAGAGACCAAGACACCGGGACAUAUCAGUGCACUGCCUACAACACGCGCGGCACCAUCCACAGCCAGAAAGCAAGCCUGCAGUUUGCAUACCUUGAAAACUUCAAAAGUCAAACGAGGAAUGCAGUAAACGUAAGGGAAGGUCAAGGAGUCGUUUUAUUAUGUGGGACACCUAUGCAUUCUGGAGAGCUCACCUUCGCCUGGAUCUUCAACGAGUACCCCUACUUCGUGCAGCAGGACAGUCGGCGCUUCGUCUCGCAGGAGACGGGCAACUUGUACAUCGCCAAAGUGGAGCCGUCCGACGUGGGCAACUACACGUGCGUGGUGAACAACAGCAUCACCAAAGGGAGGGUGCUCAGCUCGCCCACCCCUUUGGUCUUGAGGAACGACGGAGCUAUGGGUGAAUACGAGCCCAAAAUAGAAGUUCAUUUCCCAGACAGCGUCCCAGCUGCAAAAGGAUCAGUGGUCAAGCUGGAGUGCUUUGCUCUUGGAAACCCAGUGCCAGAGAUCAGCUGGAGGAAGACGUCUGGUGAUCCGUUCCCCAGCAAAGUGAAGCUGAGGAACUCCAACGCCAUCCUGGAGGUCCCCCGCCUCCAGCAGGAGGACGCCGGCAUGUACGAGUGCGUCGCCGAGAACAGCCGGGGCAAGAACACCGUACGGGGACGACUGUCUUUCCACGCCAAGCCCCACUGGCUCCAAACGAUGAUGAACACAGCCCUGUCCAUCGAGGAGAACUUAGCCUGGGAGUGUAAAGCGAGCGGAAGACCCAAGCCAUCCUACAGCUGGUUGCGUAAUGGAGAAAUGCUCGCUGCCGAGGGCCGAGUGCAGAUCGAGAAUGGCGUUCUCUCCAUCGUUUCAUUAAACCUGUCAGAUGCCGGGAUGUAUCAGUGUGUGGCGGAAAACAAACAUGGCAUUAUUUAUGCCAGCGCCGAGCUAAUGGUGUUAGCUGCGCCGCCGAGCUUCUCGAAGAGUCCACUGCAAGCGCUUCAGAAGGCGCGCUCAGGCAGCGAGGUAACCAUGGAGUGCAGGCCUCAGGCCUACCCCCAGGCCAUCAGUCUGUGGAAGAAAGGAAAUGAGAUUUUGCAGAGAAGCGAAAGGAUCACACUCCUUCCCAAUGGUACUUUGAAAAUUGCCAACGUGACCAGGAGGGAUGGAGGGAGCUACACAUGCAUUGCUAAAAAUCAAUUUGGGACGGCGAGCGCAAUGGGAAGGUUGCUAAUUACAGAGCCCACCAGGAUCACUGUGGGGCCAAGCAACAUGGAGAUCAUUGUUGGCGAGAGCAUCGUGCUUCCCUGCCAGAUUGCCCACGACCCGGCUCUGGAUGUGUCCUUCUCCUGGGCAUUCAACGGGCAGCUCGUGGACUUUGAUCGGGACGGCGAUCACUUCGAGAGAGUAGGCGGGUCUAUUGCAGGGGAUCUGAUGAUUCGAAACAUUCAGUUGAACCACGGUGGAAAGUACGUCUGCCUUAUUGAUACUGACGUGGAGCAUAUGUCAGUGGAUGCCAUAUUGAUCGUUAAAGGCCCCCCUGGACCCCCAGAGACGGUGCUGGUGGUGGAGAUCACAGAUAGCACGGCCCAGCUCUCCUGGACCCCCGGCAGGGACAACGGCAGCCCCAUCACAGGCUACGUGGUCCAGGCCCGCACCCCCUUCACCGUGGGCUGGCAGGCAGUGGACACAGUCCCUGAAGUCAUCAAUGGAAACACACUGACCGCCACAGUGGUGGGCCUGAACGCCUGGGUGGAGUAUGAGUUUCGUGUAGUAGCCAGUAAUAGUGUUGGGAUGGGAGAGCCCAGUCCACCCUCCCCAAAGACACGCACCGAGGAUGCCAUCCCGGAUACAGCUCCCACUGAUGUCGGAGGCGGGGGCGGCACAAAAUCGGAAUUAGUGAUAACAUGGGAGCCUGUGCCCGAGGAACUCCAGAAUGGCGAGGGCUUCGGCUACAUUAUCGCCCUGCGGCCGGCGGGCUCGGUCACCUGGACGCGCACCGUGGUCUCCACGCGCCUGGCCAAGUACGUGCUGCGCAACGACACCAUCCCGCCGUUUGCGCCGUUCGACGUGAAGGUGGGCGCCUUCAACAAGCGGGGCGAAGGGCCCUUCAGCUCGGUGGCCACCGUCUUCUCAGCUGAGGAAGUGCCCAGUCUGGCUCCAGUGAAAUCCAGGGGCCGGAGUGUGUCGGCGUCUGAGAUUGAAGUGGUGUGGGAACCCCUGCGCUCCAUCCCUGAGAGAGUACUGGGUUACGAGGUGGUGUACUGGGAGGAUGACACCAAACCGGACACGGUGGGUAAGGUGAGAAUAUCCGCCAACUACACGGCGGUCAACAUCAGCGGCCUGCGGGGAAGCACGCAGUACUACCUGGCGGUCAGCGCCUUCAACACGGCCGGCACCGGAUCCCAGUCCCAGCCCAUCAACGCCACCACCAAGAAACCCCCCCCUGGACAGCCUCCACUGAAUGUAAAGUGGACUCUUAUUGGCUCUCAGCUCACCCUGCAUUGGGACCCAGUUAUAGCCCUGGAGACCGAGUCCGAGGUCACAGGAUAUCUUAUAUUUUGCCGCAGACACCGCCACAACGACGUCAACGCCAUCGGCGCUGACCAGACCACGGCCCAAGUGACCCUGUCGGCCAACGACAACUACGUCAUCGAGAUACGGUCGCUAAGCGAAGGCGGAGUGGGCGUGGGGAGUGAGCCGAUCCACAUCCACAAACUGAGCAUGGGCGCCAGGGGCUCGGGAGCAGCUCGGCUUGGCAGCGUCGCCCUCUCCCCUCUCCUCCUCGUGACGCUCUGCUUGGCACUCGCCGCUGCCUCCUGAGGACUGACGCCU
This is a messenger RNA of Sardina pilchardus (European sardine), 3258 nucleotides long. RefSeq names its product contactin 3b (gene cntn3b). Lineage: Eukaryota; Metazoa; Chordata; Actinopteri; Clupeiformes; Clupeidae. The record is from RefSeq and is a predicted model, not a curated record. Gene Ontology annotation, biological process: axon guidance; cell-cell adhesion; brain development. Gene Ontology annotation, cellular component: axon; plasma membrane. Gene Ontology annotation, molecular function: cell-cell adhesion mediator activity.